Molecule: messenger RNA, 1489 nt
Organism: Batrachochytrium dendrobatidis JAM81
Lineage: Eukaryota; Fungi; Chytridiomycota; Chytridiomycetes; Rhizophydiales
Exons: 6
Coding region: 1-1284 (427 amino acids)
Biological process (GO): protein phosphorylation; regulation of glucose metabolic process
Cellular component (GO): mitochondrion
Molecular function (GO): pyruvate dehydrogenase (acetyl-transferring) kinase activity
Source: RefSeq, a predicted model, not a curated record
AUGCUCAAGAGAACCUUGAAUUGGAGAGUUCAGUCGUUGCUGGCAGGCAAGACAUGCUCUGCAGUGCUGUCGAGACAGACACUCUGCAGCAAUGCAUUGACCAGCAUCGACCACACAGUGUACAACUGCAGGUCUCGUCAGCUUCAAACUAGCUCGACGCAAGACAAUUCUGCCGACCAUCAAACACCAGUCAACCCGCCAUCCAAGGUUUGGCUUCAGAGCCCAAGGAUCGAAGAGUAUGCAGCCAAGUCUCUCAACUUGGUCACUCUGCAGUACCUUUUACGUCUUGGCAGAGAGAGAGAUAUUCGAGGUCUGGCAGAGGUGGUUUUGUAUGAACUGCCCAUCCGUUUGGCCAGAAGGGUUCGAGCUAUUCAAAAUCUACCGUUUAUUGUUGGAGUCAAUCCUUGGAUCCGAGAUGUGUAUGAGCUGUAUUUGGAUUCAUUCGAGCAGUUGUCGCUUUUGCCUGAGCCAAAAACUGACGAGGAUCUGAACAAGCUUGCGACCACUUUGGCAGAACUGACCGAGUCGCACAAGACUGUCGUGCCCAAACUCGCCAACGGUUUCAUGGAAUGCGGAAAGUAUAUGGAAAAGGAUCGUGCACGAGAGUUUUUAGAUGGUAUGAUUCACUCUCGAAUUGGAACUCGAGUGAUUGCUGAACACUAUCUGGCAUUGCAAAAGGAACACGAAGGCUGGAUCGGUGUGGUCAACACACAGGUUUUUCCUGCAACCAUUCUCCGAUCCACAUCAUCUUACGUACAGGAAGUAUGCCAAUACAACUAUGGCUCCUACGCGGAAUUUGAAAUCAUUGGAGAUAUCAAUACCAAAAUUGCAUACAUUCCUGUGCAUAUGGAGUAUAUUUUUAUGGAAUUGAUUAAAAAUGCCAUGCGUGCAACAGUCGAGUUUUCCCAAAAAAGCGGUAGAUUGGUGCAUCCACCUGUUGAGAUUGCUAUUGCGCAGAGUGAGAAUGAUGUCAUUAUUCGUAUUCGUGAUGCUGGUGGUGGUAUUACAAAAGAAAAUGUCAAGCGUGUUUGGGAAUACAGUUUUACUACAGUACCUAAAUAUGACGAUGAUGAAGUUGGUGGUAUAUUUUCAACACAAGCUCGUAUGCAAAUGGAGCAAGGUGUCGGCGGCCCCAUUGCUGGUCUUGGGUUUGGUCUUCCCAUGUCGCGUAUUUAUGCCAAAUAUUUUGGUGGCUCGCUUGAAUUUAAAACUGUUUUUGGCCAUGGAACUGACCUAUUUGUUCGAUUCCCGAACAUUUCUCAACUCGAAUCCACCAUCUCCUAACAAUUUACUGUUUUUAAAUUGACACUGUUACAUUUAUUUAAAAAAUAAGCAGAUCAAUACUUUUAAGAUGUGUUACUUUCUUGGUUUCCUGUUCGAUGCAUGCAUUUGUACUGAUGAGUCUCAAUUUACAGCAUAUUUACGUAUAAUGGAUCGCUUUUCUGUAGCCACUGCCUUUAUUUUGUUUUGGAAUAAAUAAUACUCAACU